GUGCCGAGCGCGCGCAGAGGGAAGAGGUGAGCUCAGCCGAGCGGACUCGACAUGGAUGAAUAUUUACCAGAAAUCGCCAAUGACUGCGUUUGUCCUGAAGAUGCCAAGCAAGAAAUCUUGAAUGAAUGUGAGAGUAUUUGGAAGCACAUAGAAAAGUGUCAGAGCAAGCUCAGGCUUCUAGGAACGGAAACACUCUUACAAUCAGAUGCCAAGCUUUCCUUGUUAACGAUGCGAAUGAAAGGUUUAACAGCAGAAUAUAAUCAAUGGCAAAAAAGUAGUCCCGAAGAGGUAAUUUUUACCAAUCCAGAUGUACUGUUAACAUUAGGAAAAGAAGAGUUGCAGAAAGUAAAGAAUGAUCUUGAAAUGCUGCUGCUAGCAGUUCAGUCAAAGAAUAAAAAACUGGAAGAAGAUCUGAAAAGAGAACAGCAGUGGUAUGAGGAACAGGAGCAGGUACUAGAUGUUCUUAAUGGAUUUGAAGAAGAGACAACAACCCAAGUUCAACAACUUCCCCAAAACAGUUUGCAAACCGGAGCAUCUAAAGAACUGAAAAAAAAAAUGCUGAAACUAAGGGUGUAUAAGGAAGAACUCUUGAAUGCUCUGGGUAAAUUCCUAGAAGAACAUUUUCCUCUUCCAGAGAAAGGUAGAAGUGCUGAAAAGAAGAAUUCUUCUGAAGAGCCAGCUGUAGAGCUGAUAACGCUGAAUGAAAUUUUAGAGAUUCUUAUAAACAAAUUAAUGAACACACCACACGAACCCUAUGUAACGAUCAAUGACUCAUUUUGGCCACCUUAUAUUGAGCUGCUGCUGCGAUAUGGAAUUGCCCUAAGACAUCCAGCAGAUCCAAACAGAAUGCGCCUAGAAGCCUUUCACAUGUAGCGUGACCUACAUACUUAACCUUAAAACAAAGCAAAGCACCAGUACCUCUUACUUGAGGGCUAGGACAUACUUAAGUUUUAGGAUCGUCUUUUUUCAUAUCAGCAACCUCUUCUUGUAGGAUGAUGUUGUUAUUCUUUUUCUUAUUUAAUGAAACGAUAUUUGGUCAGGUUGUGAAAUAUGAAAAAAGAUAAAAAUUUCUACUUUAACUGCAAGCUAGAGGGUUUUUCCAGCUUUUCAAAGAUGCAAAUUCAGGUAAUAGACCAAGUAAAGAGGUUUUACAGUUGCUUUUACUUUAAAAAUAAUACUUUUUACAUGACUUCUCUCUUUUAUAUAAAUUUUUUAGAUUGUUUUAACUCUUAUCAAUUUCCUUAGUAUUUUGUUGUACUUUGUAGAAACAAAAUUUGAAAUAAUUCAGCUCCUCCUGUACAUGGCCUUGCAAACAUUUGGAACUAACAGUCAAGUAGCAUCUCAAGAAUGUGCUGGGUUCGGGGUGGGGAUGGGGGGUGUUUUGUUGUUUUGACUUAUUUUUAUUUUCCAUGGAACCUUUACAAACAAAUUUAAUUGCUUUAAGAUAACCAUUUGCAAAAGCUGACAUAUCUUUCUGUGCAAAGGGCUGCAGAUGUUGAGUGUGCAACUCUACCACUGCAUGCUUCCUAAAUGGUCCAUAUUGUGUUAUGCUAUAUUGCAUAGUAUCUGUCUUCGCUUUUUCAGAUCUAGUUUAUCAAAGCUUAUAACAGAUCUCUGUUCUGUUGAUUUCUACAGUUUCUAAGUAUGCCAGUUGAUAGUUACCUUCAGAAUAAAUGCUAGCGUUCUGUGUCAUCCUAAUCUGCUUUUCUAUAGCCUUCAUUAUUGUAGUCCAUGGGAGCACAAAAUUCUACUCUUGUGUAUCUAUAAUGACCAUAACCUUGGGAAA
Messenger RNA from Chroicocephalus ridibundus (black-headed gull), 1786 nucleotides. RefSeq names its product centromere protein K (gene CENPK). The record is from RefSeq and is a predicted model, not a curated record. The transcript is spliced from 10 exons. Bases 52 to 873 code for a protein of 273 amino acids. Gene Ontology annotation, cellular component: nucleus. Lineage: Eukaryota; Metazoa; Chordata; Aves; Charadriiformes; Laridae. Gene Ontology annotation, biological process: mitotic sister chromatid segregation; kinetochore assembly.